GACGCAUUGCAUCACCAGACGACACGACACGCCAAAGGGGACAACAGGUGGUUGAAGGCAAACGCAGCGACGCAUGUAUGGAGUGAAGCCAUCGGUUCGGAUCCGGAUAGUAUGAAUAGUUUAUCGACCGGCCGCCGCCACAACGCUAACGACAAACACUUGCCACCCGGUGGACCCCGGACGAUGCAAUAAUUGGCCGGCACGAUGAGAUGGUUUAAACGAUCGGCCGAGUCGCCGAAACUGCUCAGCCUGUCCCCGCUGCGACACUCCGAGUCCGGGAAUGUCUACGGCGGUAAUGAACCGUCCGGGCUGUUGCUGCUGCACGAUCGCGAUCUUACGACCGGUGCGGCAACGAUCCGGCGCCGAAGUGCGGGCGAUGGCGGUGGAAUUUUCGGGAUGAAUCCAGCCGGUGGACCUGUGGAGGAGUUGACUGUAGCCGGCACAGUCGGGAUAGUGAACUCGCCGUCCAGUUCGUCCACAACGUCCGGUUCGUCCGGUUCGAGUGGAUCCUCCCCAUCAACCACCAACUCGUCCAGCUCGUCUACCACCAGCAGCUCCCCGUUUUCCUACACCAGUGACAGCAGUAGUAGCAGUGGGGGAGGUGGUGGUGGUGUUGGUGGUCAUAAGAUUCUUCAGUCCGGAACUGCCACUACGCCAAGAAAAUCGCGCAUAGAUCUGUCUCCCGUCAGCUGGACAAAGCGGACCGGAUCGUCCGGCAUCAACUGCUAUAGCAUCGAGGAAGGGCGGGUUAUCGAGCGCCCGAAAGGUCGUUACAUUUCACCGAUACGCAUCAAAAACAAGCAGCAAGCGAUCGCGAACGGAGCAACAACUGUAGCUGGUGGUAGCGUUAGUAGCAGCAGUACGCCGGCCUCUACCACUGCAGCCAGUUCUCAAUCGCAUCCAUUCGCGCCCUCCACAACAACGGCAACAACCACCACUCCAGUAUCGCGUCGAAUACUGCAACGAGCCAGUGCCGAUAAGGGCGCGGAUGUGUCCGUCAGCGGUAUCGCAUCGUCCGGCAGUUCCUCGCUCUACAGGCAGCUGAGUCGAUCGAUCGGCAACAUUGUCGAUACGAUCGAGAGUCGCGGCAGUCCCUCGCUUAGUCAACGUUCGAUACCGUACCGGGAGAAGAAGAAUCCGCUCGGUAGUACGCGUCUUUCCUGCUACCAACCGAUCAGUCUCGAUCAAGCGAGAGCGGCGGAGGAGCAGCAGCAGGAGGAGAGUAGUAGGCAGGAACAGCCAGAUCGGAAGCAUGGUGUCACAACGGUGGACAGUAAUAGUGCAACGUUACGAGUGCAAAAAGUGCGACAACCGCUCUACAAGUCGGUGGACGAUUUGAUUUUCCUCGGCUCGUCUGGUGACGUUAUCGUACCUGGGACGUCAUCUGACACGUGCGCCACAACGAGCAGCAACACGUCAGAAGGCCCAACCGAACUGCAACAAAGCACCCUACAUCGGUUGGCGUCUCAAGCGAUUACGUCCGAUACGAGACGCAACCACCAACAUCAUCUCAAGCGCGCUAUCACGGUGGAUGUGGGUAGUGGCAGUCCUGCUUCUAAUCCAUCUACCACCACAACCGAUCGACGCUUAUCAUUCCCACAGAGCACGAUCGAGCGUGACGCCCUGACAGCUGCAUCGCCCGCGAAAGCGAGUGAACCAUCUAGCGAACUACCAAAGAACGACAAAGAAAUAACGACGCCGGAGUCGACAACGAUGAUCAUGAUGGAUCCUGCCGAUCACGACGAAACGUACGGGUUUGCCCAGAUGCGCACGACGCUCGGCCCGAUCGAAACCGCCUAUCGGUUGCGGUUGGAAGCGCUCAAGCAGGAAACCGCAAACGGGGACCCGAUCUCCUCCUCCUCCACGUCCUCCACGUUCAAGACGCCAAAGAAGAAGGACAACUUUACCAACAAAAUACGCGCAAUGUCCGAUCGUACGCAGAAACUGUUCUCGCGCAUCUACUCCACGAACAGUGGUGCGAGUGGUGGUGGCCAGAAGGGUUACCAUCUGUCCGCGACUAAAUCGCUAAAGAAGUCUACCGGCAAGCUGUCCGAAGCGAGCCGAAGAAGUGUAAGCUAUGGCGCACUGCCGGGACUCGCGGACUUCCAGAAGAGCGGUAUGUCCAAAGAGCAACGUAACGAUGACUAUGAGGACGUGGAGAAGCAACCACAGGACACGGUUCCGAGCUCGGUCAAACAGCACCCGAUCGAUGAUCUCGAUAGUGAGCUAUUGGUUGGAGGUGGUACAGCGCUGAUCGCGAUCGGUGGCGGAAGUAGUAGCACUGGUCACACGGACGCAGAAGAUGGCGAUUCGGGUAUUUUGGUAAAUGAAUCAGGUGCUUCCUCAAUUCUCGAAACGGACGAUGUGUUUCAUGAACAGGGUAUUCCAAGAAUACCGCACAUACCGACCAAGGUGCUGAAUGGAAGUGGGGCUGAACCGACAGAGUUUAAGCUGGUCACAAUCCGGUUAGACGAGCAGAUCGAUUGUUUGGCAGAAGCGGGACCGGACGAUGGUAUUGGUUUGGGUAUUAUCAUCAGCCCAAUUGCCACUACGGAGGGUGAGGUUAGCAAUCGCUACAAGGUGGCCCAUGUUUUGCCCGGAGGACUUGUUUGCAGGGAAGGUUCGAUUAAACCGAACGAUGAAAUUGUCAACAUCCUCGGGAAGCGACUGCGUGGUCUGUCGAUGCGUCAGGUGCAGGAGUUGCUGAAUAGCUGUGCACGGCGUGGUACUGGCCGUACCAGCAUCGAUCUUGUCAUUUGUCGCAGUAAGGCAAAUGGCACCGAUCACCAAGACGACGACACCGACCACAACCACCAUCAACAGCAAAGGCCACCGUCUGUGAAUCGACGAUUGUUCCGCAAUAGCCGCAAGAUAUCGCUCGACUCGUACCUGGAAGACGAACGGCCGGAUCAUGGCAGUGGAAGCGAGACCGGUUCCGAGCAGGACACCACCAACUACACGUCGAUUGCUAUCAAAAUCGAUGGUAACAAGUACAACACGCUCGGAACUCCACGACGUUCGAAGCAACCACUCUCGAUGGUUUACAAACAGCAGUCCCAACAGCUCCAACAAUCUCAACCACCUUCCCUCAAUACCGUCGUAACCUGCGAUAGCAUCCCUGCUACGGAAGUGGACUCACAGCCACCCUCCCUCGACUGCGCUAAACGUCGUUCGUUCACCAAAAAUGUUACCCCAACGCAACCCUCCAACACAUCCUCGAAAGUCGUGCGCCGAUCGCUCGUCGGCAAACAGUCCAACGCUAACCCGACACAACCCGUUACAACGGCCCGCAGCACAAUGAACCUUUGUGACGACGAGAAGCUCGAACUGCACGCAUCCACCUCGGAUGAUGCAGAAACAAGCAGUGGAACGAGUUCGCUCGAGCUGGACAAAUCAACCGCCAGCAAUUUCUGCACGCUUCCGCGACGUCCAAAAUCGAGCGCUCUCUGUUCCUUCCAUACGGUUACGUUCGAGAAGGGACCGGGCAAGAAGUCACUAGGUUUCACCAUUGUUGGAGGCCGCGAUAGUCCACGUGGUGCACUUGGGAUCUUCAUCAAGAGCAUCCUACCGACCGGACAGGCGGCCGAAGAUGGACGAUUGCGGGCGGGUGAUGAAGUGCUCGCUGUUAAUGGGCAGGUGUGUCACGAUCUUACCCACCUGGAAGCGGUGAAAAUGUUCAAGAGCAUCAAAACGGGCGAGAUUGUGCUGCAACUGUGCCGGCGGAACAAGUCCGCCCAUCGCUCGAUGGAUAUUGAUGCGAAUGCGUGUUGA
Messenger RNA from Anopheles maculipalpis, 3771 nucleotides. RefSeq names its product serine-rich adhesin for platelets-like. The transcript is spliced from 5 exons. NCBI's taxonomy places the organism in Eukaryota, Metazoa, Arthropoda, Insecta, Diptera, Culicidae. The record is from RefSeq and is a predicted model, not a curated record. Gene Ontology annotation, molecular function: protein binding. Bases 205 to 3771 code for a protein of 1188 amino acids.